Messenger RNA from Echinococcus granulosus, 480 nucleotides. RefSeq lists its product as hypothetical. The coding region runs from base 1 to 480 and encodes 159 amino acids. NCBI's taxonomy places the organism in Eukaryota, Metazoa, Platyhelminthes, Cestoda, Cyclophyllidea, Taeniidae. The transcript is spliced from 4 exons. Gene Ontology annotation, cellular component: nucleus; cytoplasm. The record is from RefSeq and is a predicted model, not a curated record. Gene Ontology annotation, biological process: protein import into nucleus.
AUGGUUUCUGCAACUGGUCUAGGCGCACUUCCUUGCGAAAGGAGUUUUAGUUGUGAGGAAUGCUUGGCCAAUACCUCGUGUAUGUACUGCCAGUCAACAGAGAAGUGUUUGGUCUUCCCGGUGGCGCGACUAGGCAUGGUUUCAUGGUCGUCCUGUCCGCCCAACCUCUCCGCUCUCUACUGGUACAGCUGCCACCUUUCCUAUGCUUACUUCCUUGCCCUCGCGAUCGCAAUCUUCGUUUUCGUGGGCUUUCUCCUCCUCUGCGUCUGCAUUCUAUGCGUCCUCAGACGUCGCUGUAAUCGUAUUGAUCUCGGUGGGACUACUGCUGCCGCCUUUUCCUCUUCCCCCAAUUUUCGUCCUUCCCUUACCUACCACUACGCUAGACGCCUCGUUAGGAAUAGCUUCACCUUUAAGGACUCACCUAAAUCAAAUCGAUUGCUGGAUUCCCCACAGUUUCGCAGAAACUAUGGUCCUACUUGA